Messenger RNA from Ostreobium quekettii, 543 nucleotides. NCBI's taxonomy places the organism in Eukaryota, Viridiplantae, Chlorophyta, Ulvophyceae, Bryopsidales, Ostreobiaceae. The record is from the annotation of a GenBank genome assembly.
AUGAGGCCGCUCACCGAAGAGGAGGCCAAGAUGGUGUUCGAGAAGCUGUAUAAGUACGUGGGGAAGAACCUGAAGGCGCUGGUAGAGCGGUCGGACGAGGCGCACUGCUUCCGCCUGCACAAGAACCGGGUGUACUACAUGCGGGAGAGCCUCUUUAGGAAGGCCGCGCCAAUUGCAAGGGACAAUCUUGUGGCCCUUGGGACGGGCAUUGGCAAGAUCACGCACGGUGGGAAAUUCCAUUUGACCGUGGGGGCUCUUGAACUGCUGGCGCAGCACGCGAAACACAAGAUCUGGUUAAAGCCCUCCUCAGAACUGCAGUUCCUCUAUGGAAAUAAUGUGUUGAAGGCUGGUCUGGGACGGAUAACAGACAACACUGCCGCGUACUCUGGCGUUGUCAUUUUUAACAUGGCCGAUGUGCCCCUGGGCUUUGGGGUGAUGGCAAGGUCAACCAUCGAGUGCAAGACUUUGGAUCCCACUGCCGUUGUGGCCUUCCACCAAGCAGACGUUGGCGAGUACCUACGCUCUGAAGAAACCAUGUCAUGA